UUAUUUUGAAAGAUCACACAGUGUUUCCGCAGUGGUUUUCUAAAUUUGGAUGUGACGGCGUUUACCAGCAAUGCUAACCAGCUAACUAGUCAGUCCUAACCUACUUUACAUGAACAACAUACAGAGGCUGGCAACACACAUGGAAACAAGUGGCUGCCGUCUUUCCAUUUGCCAUUCUUUCACCCGGAGUCAGUUGCUACUCUAUGUAAGAUGAACACUGAGGACAGGUUGGAGGGCAUGCUGUUUAAGUGUAGCAGCGGAGGGAUUGACAGCGGAGGGAGAGUCGGACUGGUGAUGACUCUCGGGGAACGAUCGCUGGCAGACCACCCGUUGUUGGCAGAAGAUGACGAGGACGAAGAUGAAGAUGAGAACUUGACCGUGAGCUCGCUAGUGACUCACGACCUGGUACCUCCGGAGCAGCUGAUGAUGCAGGAGAUGUCCAAGAACAGUGGAGGAUGUGAUGAAGAGGGAGGAGCCGAGGUGGGGGUGCACUUCCCCCUGAAGCUCACCCAUAAAUUGCCCUGCUUGCCUCUCAACAUUAAGCAAGAAUUAAAAUUGACUGAGCAGCCACUCCAGCUAAAGAAGGACAAAAAAGCAGUCAAGGACCUGAUAGUGUGUCCCAAGAAGAAGAAAAGGAAACAGCGCUCACCAGCAAAGAUUCUAAGCAUUAAUGAGGACGGUUCAUUUGGCAUACAAAGCCCCAAGUGCCAUGUUUGUAUUCACUGUAAUGCAGCAUUCAGAACCAACUACCAUCUACAGAGGCAUGUCUUUAUUCACACAGGUGAGAAACCAUUUCAGUGCAGCCAGUGUGACAUGCGCUUCAUUCAGAAAUACCUUCUUCAGAGACAUGAGAAAAUCCACACCGGUGAGAAGCCUUUCCGCUGCGAUGAGUGUGGUAUGAAGUUCAUCCAGAAAUAUCACAUGGAGAGACACAAGCGGACACACAGUGGGGAGAAGCCCUACCAAUGCGACUACUGUCACCAGUACUUUUCCAGAACUGACCGUGUCUUAAAGCACAGAAGAAUGUGCCAUGAAAACCGAGAGAGAAAGAGCAACAAGGCUGCCAGUAAAAGUGGAGUGCUGCAUGAAUCAGAUGGUUUAAGCCCAUUUCUCACCAAAGAGUGCACAUUACCCAAGAAAAAACGGCAAAAGUGUGCGGACAAGUCCGACAGUUCUUGUUCUUCCAAUGCUGGCCGAGUAGAAGAGCUCACUGCCACUGUUAAAGAAAAUGAAAUGAAAGAGGAAGAGAGACUAAAUAAAAGUGAUGUUAUGCCUCUUUUUGCUGUGUCCUCCAAAGUCAAACACGAGUAUGUGAUUGGGGAAUACUCUGUGGAGCUUCCAGAGGAAACUACCAGCCAACAUCAAGAUGAAGACUUGUCACCAGAGGAGGCAGCAACCCCUAAACUAGUCCUAAAGAAGGUAUCUAAGAGGAGCCUUAAACAGUCCAGUGAUCAGGCUUCUUGCCUAGCAACUCUGUCCUCAUUUGAGGAAAACAAUAAAGUCACACAUUAUACCUUUGAAAUCGUGGACAAGCAAAGCCUUUUAGAUGAAGUGAGCAACACAGAAUCAGUGGAAACUCCAACAAAGCCUGCGGCUAGCAGCACAAACUAUGACGACGCCAUGCAGUUCCUCAAGAAGAAACGCUACCUUCAAGCAGCAGUGGCCAACAACAGUCGCGAUUACAGCCUGAACACGAGCACCAUCUCCUCUCAGCCAACCGUUACUCAAACUGUGGUGUCGGCAGUCAUUGACGAAACGGUCCCUGCCACCAUUCUGGAACCGCAGCCUAUUAACACAGAGAUUAAGGCUACUCAUGACAGGAAUGUGUUGCCAGACGAGGUUCUUCAGACUCUGUUGGACCACUACUCCAACAAAGCUAACGGCCAAUCCGAAAUUUCCUUUAGUGUGGCUGAUACAGAGGUUACGUCAAGCAUAUCCAUUAAUUCCUCAGAUGUUUCGGAUGGCAGCCCAGCGGAGAGCCUUGGCGCUGCCAGUGCUCCGACUCAGCCACCAACUGAGAAAGCUACUCUCUUGCAAGAAUAUUCCAAAUUUCUCCAGCAAGCGUUGGAGAGGACCAGUCAGAACGACAGCUACCUGACGAGCCAGAGUCUCAGCUUGGUCACGGAAAACCCAACCUUAGCGGGGCAGCCGCUUUUCUCCACCGAGAAACAGUUGCCUUCUCCCAUUAGGUUCAAAUCAGGGACGAGCUCCCCAUUGAGAUCCACUAUAGAGAAACCUCACUUUGGACUACUAGUCGGGGACUCUCAGCACUCAUUUUCAUUUUCAGGUGAUGAAACCACUCCCCCUUCAACAGUGUCCCCCUCUGAGGAGGACUUCCUGGAACAGGUGUCAUCUUCCAAAAAGACAGACUCCUCUCAAGCGAUACUGCAGACGUUUCAGAUUAACACGUUUGAUCCAAACUUCAAGUCUAAUUUCCAGACCUCGAGAUCUGGUUCCUCUUCACAGUUUACAGGUGCCAAUGGACAAGUAAGUCUACGAGGCCACAGCACAGAAUUCUCAGAGUUUUCAUUAGUUAGAGUGACUGAGACCAGGUCCCAGCUGAACUCCUCCCCAGAUGUUUCAUCAAGUGAAACCUUUGGUUGAAAAGAAGUGUGGUGCGAUUCCUACGUUAAUAAUUUCUGCAGCACUUUAUCCCAUUUCACCAAAGCACAUCUCAUUGAAUUUAAACUACUUUCUUUAGGCAUGUUGUUGGAGGAAAAAAAAAAUAUAUAUUUUCAUGCUCUUGCUAAAGUGGUAAAUAUGGAAAAAUUGGAAGUUCCCCUUUCAAAAUGUUGAAAUUUGCAUUGAGAGAUUAGGUGGUCAAAGCUUAAUAUAAGAGAGUAAACAUUUAUGCCAUAUUGGUAUACAUAUUUAUGUUUUUGUCACUUUUGCUUGCACACACUAAAAACAGUCUUGCUUUUUUCUGUUAGCUACCUCCCCUAGUUGAUCAGUGAUGAAACAGUGAAGAUAUUAUUUUUUUUUUUAAAUCACGUUAAAUCUUUUUAAAUCCAGCUGUACAACUGCUCACAAGUUGCCUGCUGAGAUGACACCAUUGCUUUGAUCUUGUAAAUGAUUCUUUGUUGCCACUUUACCUGAAAUGCAAGCAUCAUCACGGUGUGUCCUGAAUGGAAAACGUUCAACAGGAUUUAAGGUUUAGCCAUCCAAUCGGGAGUUUUGUUACAUUUGUCCAUUGACAGGUUGAAUUUCAUCUAAAAACAGAUAGAGCCCAUCCAUACAUUUCUUUUUACCAUUGCCAAUUGUUUGACAAGGUUGUAUCAAACUGGAAAGAAUACAGAAGUCUCUUACUCCCACAAGAGCUAGAUGUCAUGUGGUUGCUCACUUCCUGAAAGUAUUUUUUUCGUGAAAUGACUUAAAAGGAUUGUGCUUCUGACGUCUGCACAAUUUGCACAUUUUUCACCAAAAAAAAAAGAAUGUAGUAGUUUUUAAUCACAGUGUAAAAAAUCCUGUAAUUAAGAAAAUGUUUUGAUGACCCAUCAUAAAAUAUUUGAAAUUUAGACAAUUCUUCUGUUUGCGGAAACAACCAUGUGAUGGAAACCCCUUAUGUUGAGGUUAUACAUUCUAAAAGAGCAAAAUAAAUACACAGCGUACAAGUACAGAAUAAUAAUUGGGCUAGCUGGUGGUUUAAACGUUUCAACAGAGAUGUCUUUUUAGACCAUACUUUGCUGAAAGCGUAUGAUUUUAAAUCAAAUGGUUGAAUGACUUUUCCUUUGUAAAUCGUUCUUGAGGAGUUACAAAGUGAUGCUUAAGGUGCUAUUGAAACACUGAUCUUUAUACCAUCAUAUUAAGUUCCAUUGACAGUCAGGGACAGACAGCACCAACAAUAAUCAUCAAAUAUUGUAUUUUUCCUUUAACAUUCCCUUUAUACAGUAUAUGUAUAUCCUGUAAAUAUAUUGUAUAUUUUUUAGUUCUGAUGAGUACACUUAUAGCUUUGUGUUGCUAAGAUGAUGGCUUGUGCAAGACUUGUUUCUUUCUAGGGGCAUUUUUUAUUUUAUUUUUUGCAAAAUUGAUUACAUUUGACAAGGAAUUAGUUCCCUUAUGAGAUUUGUAUAUAAAGGAUGUAAUCAGUGAUUAUCAGAGGAAAUCUUUUCUUCACUGUGUGUUGAUGACAGGUUACGGUGAACUUAGUUAUUCUUGUAAAAUCAUGCAGUGGAUUGGACAUUUUGAUGGCUUUUACUGUACACUCUCCCCCAUAAAAGACAUGGCACUGAAAUCUGCUUGAAAGUACAUUUGUGGUUGUAAAUGCCCUUUAUAAGUCACUUUUAAGCACAAUAGAGAUGAAUAAUUCUUGUACUUGUAAAAAAACAACAAAUCAACUUGAAUUGUUUGACUAUUUGAAAUUAUCAUGCAGUUAAAAAAGAUUCAGUUUUUUUUUUUUUUUUUUUUAGUUUCAUGAAUUAAAAGAUUAGCACUACGUGUUUCCCCCCCUUUUUGACCAUAAGUGCCCUUGUAUAAGAAAACUACAAGUUCUGUAUAAAAACAUCUGGAUUAUGUCUUUUUAAAUGAAAAAAAUAUAUACUAUUUUUGAACCAUGAAAUUUAAGGCACUGAUAUGUAUGGCAUAUCAUAUGCACUCACGAUACACAAUUGUUUCUGUGAAAGUGGUUUGUGUGAACUUAUUUCAAAUAUGAAUGUGAAUCUAUGAGUCUGACGUUUAUGGCAAUUUAUCAUAACUUCAUGCUUCACUGUGGGAACUAUAACAUCAAAAAAGGUUUAUUUGCAUGGUCACAAAGUUGUUGGAUCAAGUGAACUUGUUUGAAGAAUGGCGUGUAGUUUUAAUUGUAGCAGAUUAAUUUCAGUCAAGUCACCCCAUACUGUUAGAAUUUUGCAAUAUAUGAUGAUUUGUAAACAAUCUGAUUAAGUUCUCUUGAUUGUUGUGUCAUGUCCAUGUGAAUAAAA
Messenger RNA from Phycodurus eques (leafy seadragon), 4916 nucleotides. It is a transcript of the gene znf148, whose product is annotated as zinc finger protein 148. Gene Ontology annotation, biological process: regulation of transcription by RNA polymerase II. The coding region runs from base 211 to 2604 and encodes 797 amino acids. Lineage: Eukaryota; Metazoa; Chordata; Actinopteri; Syngnathiformes; Syngnathidae. The transcript is spliced from 7 exons. The record is from RefSeq and is a predicted model, not a curated record. Gene Ontology annotation, molecular function: DNA-binding transcription factor activity, RNA polymerase II-specific; RNA polymerase II cis-regulatory region sequence-specific DNA binding.